Molecule: messenger RNA, 648 nt
Organism: Wyeomyia smithii (pitcher-plant mosquito)
Lineage: Eukaryota; Metazoa; Arthropoda; Insecta; Diptera; Culicidae
Exons: 1
Coding region: 1-648 (215 amino acids)
Source: RefSeq, a predicted model, not a curated record
AUGUGCGUAGGGGCGAUUCAAUCAAAGUUCCCUGACGUCUUCACCAACAGUAUGGGACUGUGCUGCAAAACCAAGGUUAAUCUACCACUACGAGGAAAUCCUAGCAUCUGUGCGGAUUUCUCUACUGGUUUGAACGACGUCCUCGAGCCGAACCAAUAUCCGCUACCGCUGCCUGAGGAUAUUUUUGCGAAGGUGUCGGGGUGUCGGUAUUUCAGCCAUAUCGACCUCUUCGAUGCCUACCUACAGGUCCAGGUGGAUGAAAGCUGCCAAAACCUUCUCACCAUCAAUACUCACAAGGGGCUCUAUCAGUUCACUCGCUUGUCUCCUGGCAUCAAAUCAGCUCCGGGGGCGUUUCAGCAACUGGUAGACGCAAUGCUCGCUGGACUCAAAAGCACCAGUGGGUACUUGGACGACUUCUUGGUGGGUGGCCGAACAGAGGAGAAGCAUAAUCGAAAUCUUGAGCUGGUUCUUAUUCGUAUCCAGGAGUACGGAUUCACCGUUCGAAUCGAGAAAUGCAGCUUCAGCAUGCGUCAAAUAAAAUAUCUGGGACAGAUCUUGGAUAGCGAUGGCAUUCGACCGGAUCCAGACAAAGUCGCCGCCAUUGCCAACAUGCCACCACCAAUCGAUCUGCCGUCACUGAGAUCGUAG